Molecule: messenger RNA, 3747 nt
Organism: Amyelois transitella
Lineage: Eukaryota; Metazoa; Arthropoda; Insecta; Lepidoptera; Pyralidae
Product: ATP-binding cassette sub-family B member 10, mitochondrial
Exons: 10
Coding region: 93-2201 (702 amino acids)
Biological process (GO): transmembrane transport
Cellular component (GO): membrane
Molecular function (GO): ATP binding; ATP hydrolysis activity; ABC-type oligopeptide transporter activity
Source: RefSeq, a predicted model, not a curated record
UAUUGCCAAGUUGUCAUUGAUGAAAACAACAGAGAUGGAUGUUUUCUGUUUUGUGAAGAAAAUUUGAUUUGGUUUGGAACAAAUUUCUAAAAAUGUUGCAGAGGUUUAUUCAUAUUCAAUUAAAUUCUAAAAUAUCUCUUGGUAGUGUAAAUUUAUUCUGUAGAUUAUCGUCACAAAGUGCAUCUUGUAAUCACUGUGGGUUCAGGUUAUAUUCUAGUCACAAGGUUCCAGCUUUACGAAAUUAUUACGAAAGAUCUUUAGAUAAAAGAAGUAGUAUUUUUUGUAUGAAAACACGUUACUAUACGAGUCAAGUCGAUGCUCAGAAGAAAAAUAACCACUUCGAGGCUUUAAAAGAAAAACAGACAGUUGUCCCGGCAAACAAAAUCAACGUGAAAUUAAAGGGUUCCGAACUGAAGCGAUUAUUUAGUCUGGCAGAACCCGAAAAAUGGACCCUCACCAGUGCCAUUGGAUUCCUCAUUGUGUCAUCCAGUGUCACGAUGGCAGUCCCUUUUUCCCUGGGUAAGGUAUUGGAUAUAAUCUAUGACUCUUCAAAUGACCUCGGAGCAGCAAGAGAGAAAUUGGAUGCGCUCUGCCUGAUAUUAUGCGGUGUAUUUCUGUUGGGUGGUGUGUGUAAUUUUGCAAGAGUGUACCUUAUGUCUAUAUCUGGUCAAAGAAUGACACAGUCUCUUCGAAAGCAGGUUUAUGGGGCCAUAAUGAGGCAGGAGCCCGCUUGGUUUGGAAGAACUUCCACCGGAGAACUGAUUAACAGAUUAUCAGCGGACACCCAGCUUGUGGGUAGAAAUCUCAGUCAAAAUGUCAGUGAUGGACUGAGGUCAAUGUUGAUGGUGUCUGCAGGCACUGGGAUGAUGAUAUACAUGUCCCCAUCAUUGGCCAUGAUUGGACUGUGUGUGGUGCCGCCUGUGUCAAUGCUUGCUGUUUUUUAUGGUCGGUUUGUGCGUGGUAUCACUCGGCAGAUGCAGGACACACUGGCUGAAACAAGUGAGCUAGCUGAAGAAAAAAUAUCGAACAUAAAGACUGUUAAAGCAUUUAGUAAGGAGAAAACAGAAUGUAAUUUAUAUGCACAGAGAAUAGAAAACCUGCUCAAAUUAGCAUACAAAGAGUCAAUGGCGGUUGGAAGCUUCUAUGGAUUGACCGGACUCUCUGGAAACAUUAUAAUAAUUCUAGUGUUGUACUAUGGGGGUGGUAUGGUGGCUACUGAACAGUUGACUGUUGGCAAUUUGACCUCAUUUCUCUUGUAUGCUGCGUAUGUUGGUAUAAGCAUUGGAGGUCUAAGCAGUUUCUAUACAGAGUUAAAUAAAGGUAUCGGGGCAGCGACCAGAUUGUGGCAGAUCAUAGAUAGAGUACCUACGAUACCAGUUGAAGGUGGCCGCCGACCAUUACUAAGGCCUACAGGUGAAAUAGUCUUCGAUAAUAUAUCUUAUUCAUAUCAAGGGGCACCUCUUAUCAAAGACUUCAACUUACAUCUAAGGCCCGGCAGGUCUUUAGCCCUUGUCGGUCGUUCAGGGUGCGGUAAAAGCACAAUAGCAGCCCUAAUAUUAAGGUUAUAUGACCCAGUUAAAGGCAGGAUACUUUUAGACGGAGCGGAUAUAAGAGAAUUGGACCCAACUUGGUUGAGGAGCCACAUCGGUUACGUUAGUCAGGAACCUGUGUUAUUUAGCGGGACAAUAAAGGAAAAUAUUCUGUAUGGUGCUCUUGAAGAUGAAUAUGGAAAUCCAAUAGAAAAAGACAGUAAUGAAAAGGAGCCAGCCUGGUUACGAGCGGCGCGAACAGCCCACCUUCACGAGCUGGUGAUCGCCAACAAGCAGGGCUGGGACCGGCAGGUGGGCGCCGGAGGGGGCCAGCUGAGCGGUGGCCAGAAACAGCGCGUUGCGAUUGCAAGGGCUAUAGUAAAGAACCCGAAAAUAUUAAUACUUGACGAAGCUACCUCAGCUUUAGACGCGUAUUCAGAAUUCCUAGUAGAUAAAGCUUUGAAGGAAAUCAGUCGAGAUCGCACCGUGUUAACGAUCGCACAUAGAUUGAGCACAAUACAAUCUGCUGACGAAGUGGCGGUUUUAGAAAAUGGAUCCAUAAUAGAGAACGGAACAUAUGCAGAACUUAUGGCAAAACAAGACGGAUUCUUCAGGGAACUCAUCACGCACCAAACGUUUGCUUCCAAAGCGAGAGACAAACAGCACACGUAAUAGUUAUCGGGGCCAUAGACAAAUUUGUUGUUACGAUUUUUUACUGUUGUGUUUAUAUCUCUAAUUUAUUUAUUCGUUAUGAACAGAGUAAAUCCAUGUGUUUAUUUACACAGUUGAGCUGUUCCGGAUAUAGAAUAUUAUUGUUGACUUUUUAGCCAUUAAUUUGGUUGAUCAACUAUAAAGUGUAAAGUAUUUUUGGCCUAUGUGCUGUUUUUGUAAAAGAACUAUUUAUUUGCUAUUUUUAUCAAAAAAUAUUUGCAUUUCCCCUUUGUGACGAUUUUCAGAGAUGGUUUUGUCGUGUUUAUCUGGUGUUUUGAAAGUUUAGAAUAACUGUCCAACGAACUAAAUAAAAAAAAAAUAAGAUUCAAUUAUAACUGUGCAGUUUGAAGGACAAUCAAUCAAAACAAAACACAGUAAUCUUUAACACUGCGAAUCCCAUCACAGUAGAAUUAUUUGACAAUUUAAUGAAUGAAACUAAAGAUUAAAGUUGAGAAGCAUCAGAAAAAUUUGCAACAAAAUAAAGCAAUGUAAUCACGUAGGCUAAUAAACUUUACUUAGUCAAUUAUUGAUGUUAGGGCAUGACGAUAUUAUUUUUACGAUAAAAUUGUUAUCAUUCACCUAAAUGUAUUGGACUUUUGCUCCACAGAUUAUGUUUAUUUAAUUGCGGGAACAUUACAAUUUUCCUAUUAUUAAAUAGUAAUCAUUAUUCAGUAAUCCACGGUUGACUGGUGAGUUUAAAUGAUACCAAUCUCACUAAUAUAGACCGAAAGCAUAAUGAAAUUAGAAUAUAUUUUUUACUUACCUGAAAGACAUGCCUUAUAUUUGGUAAUUUUUAAAAGGAAGACAUUUACCAAUACGAAUUGUUGAUAGAAAAUUAUUUGUAGUUAUUUGUAUAUAAGAAAUGUACAAAAUUGUCACUCUUACGGGUGCUGUAAUUUAUCAAAUUUUUGAACAAGGUAUAAUUAUAAAGGCAAAAAAAGGUAUAUAAAAUACGGGAAUUUAUUUUUAUUUGACCCACAAAUAAAUGGUUGUUAUUAAAUGGUAUUUAUAUGUUUGCUUUGCCAAUAAUCUUACUUGUCUUAGUUUGAGGCCAAGAAUUCUUAUUAAACGAUUUAUUAUACGUUAAUCCCACCUUAAUAGACUUUUACGUUAAAAUCCGAACCAUUAUUGAUGGUUCCGAUUUAUUUACUUCUUUUUUAAAAAAACUAAAAAGAAACUGGAAAUUUGCUAGAAUUUAGUGUUUCAUCGAUUCAGUUUAAGAAUUUCGCAUUAAAAAAUAUCUUUCAUGUUAAAUCAGGGCUAUCUAUAUAUGUAGUCAGUUUUAUCAAUAACCACCAAAUUGUUCAAAAGAUUUCUUACUUAGUUGAUAAAAGGUAUGAGAUAUUUAACCCAACGAGACAUUUCAACUACCUACCUUACCUAUAGUAAAGUAGGUAUUAAGUGCCAAGAUAAUUGAUAGUUUUCUAUACAUAAGUAUUUGAUUGGCAAUGAAAUGACAAUAUAUAUAUGUUCAAUAAUCAUUUAUUGAAAAACCCACCUUUUUAAA